Messenger RNA from Trichosurus vulpecula (common brushtail), 3874 nucleotides. RefSeq names its product thioredoxin like 4A (gene TXNL4A). Gene Ontology annotation, biological process: mRNA splicing, via spliceosome. The record is from RefSeq and is a predicted model, not a curated record. Lineage: Eukaryota; Metazoa; Chordata; Mammalia; Diprotodontia; Phalangeridae. The transcript has 4 exons. Gene Ontology annotation, cellular component: U5 snRNP; U4/U6 x U5 tri-snRNP complex; spliceosomal complex. The coding region runs from base 157 to 585 and encodes 142 amino acids.
GCGGUUCCGGUGGCGGUUCCCGGUGCUGGGUGUUCUUUCUUGACAGGCAGGUUUGUGCGCGCUCUCCCUUCGUAAGGACCGGCACCAGCUGCGGGUUUGAGCUCCUUUUUCUAUCGCUUCGCCAUUUUUCCCAAGGACUCGGUCCAGCUGUUCAAGAUGUCGUACAUGCUUCCACAUUUGCACAAUGGUUGGCAGGUAGACCAAGCUAUUCUUUCAGAAGAGGACCGAGUUGUGGUUAUUAGGUUUGGACAUGACUGGGACCCCACUUGUAUGAAAAUGGAUGAAGUUUUAUAUAGUAUUGCAGAAAAGGUAAAAAAUUUUGCAGUUAUAUAUCUUGUGGACAUUACAGAAGUACCAGACUUCAAUAAAAUGUACGAGUUGUAUGAUCCCUGUACUGUCAUGUUUUUUUUCAGGAACAAGCACAUCAUGAUCGAUUUGGGUACAGGUAACAACAACAAGAUUAACUGGGCAAUGGAAGACAAGCAAGAGAUGAUUGACAUAAUAGAAACAGUAUAUAGAGGCGCUCGUAAAGGUAGAGGUCUUGUGGUUUCUCCAAAGGACUAUUCUACCAAAUACAGAUACUGAUGUUCUUUUGGAGAUUGGUGCUGUAAUUCUUUGAGAGUGUGCAGAGGCUCUUCGGGCUUUUUGUGUGUGAAGAAUUGUGUUUUUUGUUUUUAGCUAUUUAAAUCCUUUGGGGAAAAUGCUUGAAAGAUAUAUGAAAUAAGGAGCUCGAACAUCUUUUUGGAAUAAGGGCUAUGUAACCUUACAUUUUCAGUGUAUUUUUAUAUAAUUAAAUAACUAUAAACAAUUCACAUCUGAAAAAAUUAAAAUAUAUGAAAAUGUGAUCACAGUCUGUUAAUGUGAUUUUUUUUGUUUUGAAACAACUUUGUGAUUGAGGAUUCUUUGCUUUUAGUUAAAAGUUUCACUAAAUUUUAAGUUCACUUAAAAUUAAAGGGCUGAGGGUUCACCUAGUUCACUUCCUACUUUAGCUGGUCUAUGUCUAACAUAUUUAGCCUUAUUCGUUAUCAUUAUUUAUUUGUUUUCUCUAUUUAAAAUCUCUGGGGAAGUUCAUUUUAUAACCCUAAAAGGUAAAAAUUCUUCUUUAAUAUUAACCUUCCUUGUGGCAAAUAAAACUCAUUUCUCUUAUUCUAGUAUAGGUUAUUAUUUCAGGACAAUAGAUUUAGAACUAGAGAGCCUAGAUAAAAAACAAAGGCCCAGAGAAGUCAAGUCAUUUCAUUUGUACCAAGGUCAUAUCUUGUAGUAAAAUAGAGCCAAAAUUUGAAUCUAACUUCUCUAAUUUCAGAUCAAGUACAUUUUCUGUUACAUCAGGCAGUCUUAUAGAAUAGCUCGUGUAUAUCAUAUCUCCAAUAUAUGGGGAGAGGGGCAAUUUUGCUAAUCGUUUGAAUGAAAUUGCAAAACAAGUCCUUCACUUUUUUUUUUAACGAACAUAUCAGAAUCUGAACUUCUAAAUUAAUGUCCUAAAUAUGUCACCUUGAGGUACUUGUUUCUAUAUGUUUCCAUUACUCAAAACAUUCUUUUAAAACCUCUUUCUUUAAUGUUUAUCCUUGGAGGUUGGAGAAUGAGGGUACAAAAAUGAUGGUGUCUUGCCUGAUCAGCUACUAUAGUCAUUAGAUUUGACCUCGAAUGUUUUUGGCUACUUUCCAAAAUUUACAUCCUCAAAGAAUAAAGAAUAAGAUUUGAUAGAGGAUAUUCAAAAGAAUGCAUUAUCAGGCUUUUGAGGGACUCCCCUUUUUGACCAAUGGCAGCAUCAUUGGGAUAGGUAUGUAGCCUGCUGAGGUGACACCUUUCAAAGGGAUGUUAUUUCAUCUUUGUCUCUUGCUCCCUCUGUCUAGAAUACUCCCCUUCAUCUCUGAAUCUAGGGAUCCCUUGUUCCCUUCAACUCAGCUCCUGUUCUGCCUCCCAACAUGAGGUGUUUUCUGAUCCCCAGCCCCACCACUAAGAAUGCUCUCCCUCAUCCUGAGGGUUUGUUCAUUACUACAUAUGUACUUUAUAUUUAUUUUUGUACCUGUUAUAUCCCUCCAGUAGAAUGUAAACUUCUUGAGGAAAAGGGACUGUUCUUUUUGUAGACCCUAAAAAAAAAUGGCUGCCCAGGGGCUAAAUCUUCCCUGUUAUCUACUGCUUACUGCCCCAAGCUAAGAAUGAUUUUUACAUUUUUAAAUACAACAAAACUUUAAAAUGUAAAAACUGUUCUUGGCUCUUGGACCUGUCCUUGACCUAGAACAGGGGUGGGGGCCUUGAGGCCACCUCUACAAAAAUGGGAUGAUGGCCUUCUAUCUGUAUAAGAAUUCAAAUUAUGUUCCUGAAUUUUCAUAGCAGUGCACUAACUUUCCUUUGUCAGAUGUAUAAAACAUCAAUCUUUUUAUUGGUAACAUUUAUGAUUGUUACUUCCAGAAGUUGUUAGAUAAUUUAACCAAAAAUGAUCUGUUGUCUUUUAGUUGUGAAAAUUUUACUUGAGACAUUUGAUAUUUGAGAGAAAAGGUUUAGUGUAUUAAUUAUUAUUUCCUCCAUGGUUUUAAAAGAUUUAUCCCUAUAUAAAUUAGAUCAUUAUGAAGCCAUGUGCAGAAGCCAUAUUAUGACAGCUCCCUAGAGAAACAUUUUCCCCUUGCUAGAAUUUAACAUAGCCCUCAGCUAUCAUAGAGGGUAGAGGGUUGAUACAAAAAGUCUAUUUGAGGGGUAUUACUGUAUCUCUUCCAAACUGUAACUGGUAAUAAUACCUAUUUAUAUAACACUGUGCUUUUUAUGAAAGGAUCCUAGAGGUGAAGUCCUCUUAGAAUUUAUUACCAAGAAAACUUUUUUCUUCCCAUUAAACUUGUAAGCUUCUUUUGGUUCUUCUGCUCCAAGUCUCCUCUUUUCUAAUCCAUUUUCCAUGCGUCUCUUACACAGAAAUCUUUAGUAGUUCCCUGUUGCCUCUAGGACACAAUUUAGACUUCUCAGCUGAUCAUUUAAUUAAUCAAGCAAGUAAUCAGUAAGUGUUAAGUGCCUACAAUGUUCCAGGCACUGUAUGAGGCACUGGAGUUAUGCACAUAAAUAAAGAAACAAUCCCUACAUAUUCAAGAUCUCUAUAAUCUGGUUCCCUUAUAUUUUCUAUUAUUUCUCCCCUUCACUUAAUCUAUAUUCCAGCCAAAUUUGUCAUUAUUUCUCUGAACUUGACAUGCCAUCUUCCACCUCCAGCCGUGCCUUUGCAUAGUCUGUUUCUCCUGUACUUAGAGUCUGCUCCCUCCUCGCCUCAACUCUAGCUUCCUUUAACAUUCAGCUAAGUUUCCACUUCCAUGGAAAACCUUUACAAAGCCACCUCUUCCCAUCUGCACCCGCCCUCCCCAAAUUAUUAGUGCUCUCUCCUUUAUUUUGAACUAUUCUGUAUUUAUUUGUCUGUGGAUUUUUAAUCUCCAGCUUCCUUCAAGUUUAGCUCAGGUUCCACCUCAUAGAUGAGGCCUUCCCUGCUCCUAUUCAUACACAGCUGUUAGUGUUACUCUAUAUACUUUGUAUUAUUUCUGUACUUGAUGUACACAAAUAGAAUGUAAGUUCCUUAAAGGGCAGUACUGCUUCAUUUAUGUCUUUGUAUUUUGAAUGCCUUGCCACCUAGUAGAUAUUUACAAAUGUUUCUUGAAUUGUUGAUAACAAGAACCCUACAUAUUUCCUCUUUGAUCUUAGCUGUCUAGAAGCUCCAAGCUGAUUUAUUGUUCACCUGCAGUAACAUUUACAGUGCCUAGUACGGGAGUUUUGAUGCUCCUUUUCAUAACUGAUUUUUUUGAGUUUUAAUUCUGUUCUAUUAUCUUGUAUAUGCCAGCUUUGUAAACCACCUCAUAUCAUUUUUGGAAGUGCAAAUCAUAAAUAAAAUGCUUUACUUCAUUAA